AGAGUGUUCAGAAUCCAUAUUCCUCUAACUUGUUCUCAGGCUACACUCUGCCAACUCUUCUCGGAUUUAUGGCGGUCGCUGUUCGACCUCUCUGGUGAAUCCAAGUUCACUAUCGCUUUCUAGCUUCAAUAUAGCAAUUUAUUAUGUCUUCUAUCGUCACAGAUUUUCUAAGUUCAACACUGGGUUUGCUAUGGAACAAGGUUGGUGACUCAACAACAGAGAGGGACGGCGAUGUCACCGAUGACAAAAUUCGUGAGUUCGUUGUGAAAGAGCUACUCAAGAUCAGGACGACAUACGAUGAUCUUUCAUGUAGAGAUCUGCUCAGCAGCUACACUUUGUUGCAGGAAGGAGUUCAAGCACUUAUUKCUGCUCUUGAAGAAUCAAAUCUAAAGCAGAAAGCUCCGACAAAUGAAACCCAAGAUGACGAUGAAACAUCAACAACUGCAACUGUUGGAUCUAAUGUUUUAAACGAAGUCCUUAAACUAUUUCAAGCCGUCAAGAAGAUAAAACACAACUCGAGUAAAGAGUUUGAAGUGGCCAAGGAAAGAUUUAUGGAUGCACGUAAAAAAGCAACCGAAGCGAUCAGUAUUAUAAACACAUUAAACAUUGAAGACAAAAUUGUCGCAACGAAGCUUCGAAUAGUUUCUGAAAUAUUAGAAUGUCUGGACAACCCAGACAAAGCAAUCACAGGAUGCCUAUCGGUUUUGGAACAGAUUCAUAGCUUACCUGACAUUCAAGAAAUAUUCAACGUGUAUAUACAGAAUCAAAAUCUCGAGUCGUUGAAUAAAAAAUGCRUCGACAAUGUGAAGUCAGUGAUGUUGAUAAAUUUCGUGCUAUUUGAACACGUUUUGAAGUUCAGCAGUAACAAUCCAGCACUGCGUUGGCCRACAAUCGAACUUGAUGACCGUAGUUUUAACCCAAUAUUACACUGGAUGCUGAUUUCGGAAAGAAAGUGUAUGGGAAACGAUUUACACCAGCAUCCUGGCAGAUUCUGCCAAGGACUAGAAAUACAACCGUAUUAUAUAGCUGUGAACAGUCGUAGUGAACUYAUUGAUUUUACUAGUACCUACAUGUAUGAUAAAACUAUUCAGUUCAUAUCUAGAACUGGAGAACGGUUUAAGAGGAUGAWAUUGCCAGACCCAAUGGAAUUUGAAAACAUCACAGAACACGGRAUUAAAUGUCUUGCCAUUGAUAAAGAMAAUAAGKUGUAUGUGAUAAGGGAGAUUAAAACACUUGAUGGCACUAAUWUUUGUGCACUUUAUGUGUUCAAUGAGGACUUUAGUGUCAUGCACACAUGUGCUUUGGAUUUCCUCRGGGUACAUGUAGGUGAAGAAGAUGAAGAUUUAUCAAGUAAAAUUGCAAUAAGCAAAAACAAUGAUAUCAUCAUUUGUCAAAACAAUGAUCCCAAUGUGUAUAUAUGUGACAACAUUGGACAGUUGAAGCACAAGAUUGAAACAAAUGAUGACGAAGGCCGACCCAUCCUCUGUAUUAGUGAUAAAAGUGAUAUCAUCAUAACGCGUGACUGCAGCGAUGAACUGGAGAUAUACACCAAGGAAGGAAAUCUGAAAGCAAGAAUAAAUGUACCAGACCAGCACAAUAUUUUGAGCGUGGCCUUUCAUCAUGUGAUGWGCAAAAUCAUYGUUCUAACCAGAGACUAUGACACUGUCCACCAUCUCUUAUUAUAUUCASAGUCAGGUGAACUGGAGACCACAGCAUUGAUUCGCGAYGACUUCGGAUGGUGUCCAGCAGUCACGUCUCAUCCAAGUGGAGCAUUUGCUGUUGUAACAUCCUACCAUGUCAGGUUUAUUUAUUAAUGUUGUCUUUCAUUCUACAURUAGCAAAGAUUUCAUUUGGUAUUAGCGUCAAACUUCUUAGCAAGAAGAUUGCAUCAYCUACUGUCGGUCCCCGAAAAUAAAUGCUGGGGAGUCACCGUGGACUGUAGUCUAACAUGGCAAACAUGUACCUCAYGUAGCCUCAAAUAUAUAGGUAGCUCUUCUGAACUAAUAGCGUGAAUAUCUGUUAAUAUUUUAAUCAGUUAUAGACAAACAAAAGCGACUCAAAAAUGCCAAAUAAAUAUUGAACAAAUCAAUAAAUACAUUAAAUGAGCUUGUGAAUGAUGAUAUCAUGGUCAGUUUUAAGUAAACUGCCAAUAUCACCCCAUAGAACAUCUCUUCCUCUUUAUACUCUUACAGAAUAAUCUAGGGUUCYAGGAAAAUGUGUGUAUUCUGUAAAAGGGGUGUGAUCAUUGUAUCUUAACUAGCAGUUAUAUUUAGCUAAUUCAUAGCAACAAAAGCUAGUAUCUUAGUUUUGGGGUAAUUUAAAUUUUUUUUGACACAAGGAUAAAGUUCCAAGAUGUAUUCACCUGUAGCUUGAGUUCCAUGUUACACAGGUUUUCUUCAACAAGUAAUAAGAAGGGAAAAGAUCCUUGUGCUGAAAAUAAAAUACAUAAAAAAGUAAA
Messenger RNA from Exaiptasia diaphana, 2458 nucleotides. RefSeq lists its product as uncharacterized. Lineage: Eukaryota; Metazoa; Cnidaria; Anthozoa; Actiniaria; Aiptasiidae. The coding region runs from base 144 to 1814 and encodes 556 amino acids. The record is from RefSeq and is a predicted model, not a curated record. The transcript has a single exon.